Messenger RNA from Tinamus guttatus (white-throated tinamou), 360 nucleotides. RefSeq names its product protein MRP-126. Gene Ontology annotation, molecular function: calcium-dependent protein binding; calcium ion binding. Gene Ontology annotation, biological process: endothelial cell migration. The record is from RefSeq and is a predicted model, not a curated record. Gene Ontology annotation, cellular component: extracellular exosome; cytoplasm. NCBI's taxonomy places the organism in Eukaryota, Metazoa, Chordata, Aves, Tinamiformes, Tinamidae.
AUGAGCCAGACCUGCCAGACAGCCCAGGCACCGCUCUCCGAGCUGGAGAAGUCCAUCGACACCAUCAUCGAUGUCUUCCACCAGUACUCGAGGCGGGAGGGAGACAAGGAUACCCUGACCAGGGCAGAGAUGAAGCUUCUGCUGGAGAAGCAACUUGCAAACUACCUGAGGCAUGUGAAGAACCAGAGCUCCCUGGACCAGAUCUUCAAGGACCUGGACACCAACAAGAACCAGCAGCUGAGCUUCGGUGAGGUGAUGAUGCUCAUCGUGCGGGUCACCAUCGCCACCCACGAGCACCUGCACUUCUGCGAGGACAAGCAGGGCCACCAGCACGAGCACCAGCACCAGCAUCACCACUGA